GCAGCGCAUCUGACGUAUCUUUUAUCACUUCGGCCGCAUCGAUCGAGCACGCACGUUUACUAAGGAACGAAAGCCCCUGGACUUGUUGAUUUUAACGAGAAGACGAAGCAAUUAUAAUGCCCCCAACCAGAACUCUCCCACCGGCGAAGGCAGUCAAGACGGAACGAACACACGAGGAAAACCAAGAGCGAGCCUAUAUCGCUGCUUCCAGGAGAAGUGACAGAAGCUUGGAAGCCCGGGUGGAGUCCGCACGACGAGCCUCUGAAAUACACAAGCGCCGGACAGGGCGCUCUUUGCGUGUGACAGAGCAAGACGUGAUCAACGAAGAAAUGUACGAAGAGGAGGAUGACGACCUGCCAAUGCAAUACCGACGACUUACGGCACAUCUUCAGACGGGCAAUGCGGAUUUCAAUAGGCGGUUAUCAGCGUACCUGACGAACCACGUUGCGAUGAGGAGCGCCCUCGAGCAAUCAAUAUCGAACUCCUAUGCACAGCAAUAUCCCAAUUCCCCCCAGUUCGCGAAUCAGCACUCCAUGUUCCCAUCUCCAAUGCUAGCACACCAGGGCCAGCAGCAAAUGAUGCAACCACCUCAAAGUCCACCCAUGUACAGACAAGCACCUUACCCUUCUUCGAGACCGCAGCAACAAGUAUUUCAACCUACUCCACACCAGCGGUCAGCUUCAAUUGCCACACCGCAGGAGCUAUCGAACUCGGCCCACAGUUCUGUUAUUAAAAAUGACUCUCGAAGGAAGUCAAUGCCCGUCGUUCCAGCUCCAACCGGUUCUCCCGUUCAGACCCGUACUCCUGUGUCAGCCUCGAGCACCACACCCCAGCAAAAGCCUUCCUUCCCAGAGGGUAGCUUUUUUCAGCAGUAUAAUCCAGUGUCCUAUGGCAUGUCCUCAUUCAAUAACAACUUCAGUCCUUUCAGCACUGCCCUGCCAGCAGAGUCACAAGGCCUACUUGGCUCGACGAUGAAUAUGAACGAUCCACUCACGCAGAUGAUGAUGCAAGGAAGUACGACCUUGCCCGGAAAGUCUUACGAUUUCAGCAACCAGUCACUCCCACAGACGACCAGUAUUGGAAAGCAGCAACCCUACCCCAGCCUAGACGGAUUAAACUCGACUCUUGCUCCAGCAUCGUCACAAGAGCCCCCACAACGUCACCAAGGUUACAACAAUUCUCAAGACUGCUUCAACGAGGCACCCAAUGAUAGUAGCAGCGGAAUAACACCAUUGGGGACACCAGGAGGAACGAAUGACUGGCAAAACUACAUCAAUGCAGACGCGUGGGACCUGCCCUCUUCUCAGACAUCGCAGUGAUCUCUUGAUGGGGUCUUCAACAUUUCACUUCACUGUCUAUAUUAUUUUCACAUGACCCUUUUAACGCAUUCACCGAUGAUGGUGUCUUUUAAGCAUCUGAGGUUUGCAUG
Hyaloscypha bicolor E is the source of this 1429-nucleotide messenger RNA. RefSeq lists its product as uncharacterized. The transcript has 2 exons. The record is from RefSeq and is a predicted model, not a curated record. Lineage: Eukaryota; Fungi; Ascomycota; Leotiomycetes; Helotiales; Hyaloscyphaceae. Bases 117 to 1319 code for a protein of 400 amino acids.